CGAUCCGUUGCAAAUCUCUUUAGCUUACCCCCUUGCUUCUCACCAUCGCUAGGGCACGAUAUUAGCACGAAUGCGCUCGUUCGCGUUUCGUCCCGUGAUACCGCACAGUUGCCGUGAUGUAACCGGUUCAGACAUCUUUAGCACUGAUAGAGUAGUAAACGUGGGAUGUCGUCGCUUCAAGGGUAUCUUAGGUUCGUUAGCGAAGUGCUAGGGUAGACUCCGCUGUAGAUGUCACUCUAUGAUAUCCAUCUCCUCGGGGCUUUGCCAAGAGGGGUUCCUGGGGUUUACCGGGUCGAAACCCCUUCAUUCCAACUUCAUUCAUAUGUAGGGCUGUUUAACUCCAUUAGUUUCGUUUACCAAGUUUGUGUGCGUGUGUGAAAGACAGGUUCUUCUCUUCUUCACGUAUACCGUCAUUAUCGGAUUGCUCUCUUUUUUUCGAUUCUUAUACCACUAGUUGGAUGAUUUACAAGAACUUAUAGAAAUGGCGAGAGCAAAAUACAUUGAGAAGGGAGCCUCCACAGGCUCUCUUAACUCCUCUCUUAGACUGGCUGGCCCAGCGACCGUCAAAUUACUGGUCGGACCAGAUGGCCAGGAAUUCUUGGUCCCUAGAAAGCUUCUGGUAUCGUGCCAUUACUUUCGCCAGCGCAUCGAUACAGCUCGGCUUGAAUUUGAAAAGGGACAAGCGAGCCUUGUUAUGACUUUAGAAGACCAAUGUCCGGAUAUGUUUGAGCUUUUCACAUAUUGGUUGAACGAACGGAGGAACUUGGACAGAUUCAUCGACACCGCCGAAAUUGACCACUCCUGCAAGGAGCUUCAUUGGGAUUUGGUCAACUUGCACCUAUUUGCCGCUCAAAUUGACAUCCCCGCAUUACAGGACUGCGCGAUGGAUGCGAUUCAAGACGUUUACCUCCGAUGUAACUGGGAUAUCAGCCCCAAACUUAUCAACUACGUCUACACCUCGUGCGACCCACAAGAGAGUUGUCGGUUGCGGAAGUGGAUUGUAGCAAUGACGGCGUGGACGCUCGGUGGCGUAGUAACCACCGAGAUGAACAAUAACAUCCAGCGAUUAUUCGACCAAUUCCCUGACUUCUCUGCCGAAUACCACAGCCACACGCGCAAAAUGGCCAAGUCGGGCCUCGAGAGUCAUUUCAAGAACCCGCAAUUAAGACUGCCGUCUAAUAAUCUCCGAAACGAGGAACGCCAGUUCGGAUUCCGCCAGUGCUCGUUUCAUACCCAUCGCUCGACUGUCGGCCAAGGGAGGUGCCCGCAUACUACACCACUAUCGCCGCUGCUUGCCCCAUCCCCGUUUACGGAUGGCUAUAUCGAGUCUGAUUCCGACCGUGGCGAGUCGAGGUUCGGGUCUCGCAUGGUUUCGCCGAGUAGUGAUGCUAUUCCUGAGUCGAAUUUGGAGACACCGUGAAGACACUACACCAUAAUCUCGGUUAUCAACUUUUGGAUUUCAACAUCUAAAGAAAGGGCUGGGCUUUCGCAUCGCUUCCAAAUCUCUCUUCCUUUGGGAAUGAAGACGGCGCUUCAUUGGCGUUAAUUCAUUGUACUUCCUGCGUUUCAAUUAGAUUCAUGUUGCUCUAAUAGCUGAAGGGUGCGGGAAGUAGU
This is a messenger RNA of Hypoxylon trugodes, 1614 nucleotides long. RefSeq lists its product as uncharacterized. The transcript is spliced from 2 exons. NCBI's taxonomy places the organism in Eukaryota, Fungi, Ascomycota, Sordariomycetes, Xylariales, Hypoxylaceae. The record is from RefSeq and is a predicted model, not a curated record. The coding region runs from base 482 to 1420 and encodes 312 amino acids.